This is a messenger RNA of Plutella xylostella (diamondback moth), 4888 nucleotides long. RefSeq names its product cyclic nucleotide-gated cation channel subunit A. Lineage: Eukaryota; Metazoa; Arthropoda; Insecta; Lepidoptera; Plutellidae. Gene Ontology annotation, molecular function: intracellularly cAMP-activated cation channel activity; protein-containing complex binding; intracellularly cGMP-activated cation channel activity. Gene Ontology annotation, biological process: monoatomic cation transmembrane transport. Gene Ontology annotation, cellular component: intracellular cyclic nucleotide activated cation channel complex; plasma membrane. The record is from RefSeq and is a predicted model, not a curated record.
UGGGCCAUUGUUCGCCUGCCUUGAACAUGCCAUUACGAUCUCACUGUUUUGGAGCUCGUGGUCAUUAGGAGUCGCCGCGGGCCUCCCCUCCAGCCACACUACACCACUAGGACUAGUAUCGAUCUCACCUUAAUUGAAGAUACGAUGUCUACGUUGUAAUAGUCGUGUUAAUUCUUUAAUUAAUCGUUAGCGUCCGAACAGUGCAGUAUCGUGACCUUACCUCCUAACAAUUAGUUUGAUAAACAUCUCUAUUACUGUUUGACCAAUGACUCCAUUUUGCUUUGGAGAGUGUGUGUUACAGUGAAGUUAGGUACGAGUGAGAAUGAGUCCGGUUUUCACCGUGCAUAAGAUUGGUUUGGCCAACAACAAUGGAUUGGCGAUCAGCGAGCCCCUGCCCCGGCCGCCGUGGGUGCGGCGCCAGGCGGCUCGACUGUACCGGGCGAUGCGGCACCGCAUCAGCGGCAAGGGCCGGCCCAAGCCCCCCGACUGGUUCCUGGACAAGUUCGCCGCACAAACCUUCACCGACCCCGAGGAGCCGAUGUAUCAGAGCAUGCGCUCGAAGAUCUUCUGCGGCCUGCGGCUGGCCUUCGAUUCCGCUUUGCCGGGACACUACAAGUGGCUAGCCGUGGUCUCAUUGGCUGUGAUCUACAACGUGGUGUUCGUGAUUGGGCGAGCCGUGUUCUGGGAGCUGGACAAGACGACGCCCGUUGCCUGGUUCACCCUCGACUAUAUCUGCGACUUCAUCUAUCUGAUCGACACCGUCAUACACGCGCACGAAGGAUUUCUGGAGCAAGGCUUACUGGUGAAGGACUCCGAUAUCUUGCGGAGGCACUACCUGAAGACCAUGGCCUGGAAGUACGACCUGGUGUCUCUGCUGCCGACCGACAUCGCCUACUACUGGUGGAUCCCAGGCACCUGCGAUAGCAACCGUUUGCCGUGCCCGGUGAUCGUCCGGCUGAAUAGACUCUUCCGCCUGCCGCGCAUGUGGGAGUGGUUCGACCGCACUGAGACCGCCACCAGCUUUCCCAAUGCAUUCAGGAUUUGCAAGGUGGUCAUGGGCAUACUGAUCCUGAUCCACUGGAACGCGUGCCUGUUCUUCGCCAUCAGCUACGCCAUCGGCUUCGGCACCGACAACUGGGUGUACAACAUCACCGGCGCUCGCAACGAGACCCUCGCGCACCAGUACAUCUACAGCUUCUACUGGUCCACCCUCACGCUCACCACCAUCGGGGAGACCCCACAACCCGAGAUCGACAUUGAAUACCUAUUCGUCGUCGCUGAUUUCCUCGCCGGAGUCCUCAUCUUCGCCACCAUCGUCGGUAACAUCGGCUCAAUGAUUUCCAACAUGAACGUUGCCCGCGUCGAAUUCCAAAACAAAAUGGAUGGUGUGAAACAGUACAUGGCAUUUCGCAAAGUAAGCGGCGAUCUGGAAGCCAGAGUCAUCCGUUGGUUUGCCUACACCUGGGCACAGAGCGGCGCGCUGGACGAGGAGCAUGUGCUGUCGUCUCUACCUGACAAACUGAAGGCCGAAAUCGCUAUAAGAGUACACCUUGACACUUUGAGGCAAGUGAAGAUUUUUGAGGAUUGCGAGCCGGGACUACUCGAGUCACUAGUGUUGAAGCUGCGACUUCAAGUGUUCAGCCCUGGCGACUACAUCUGCCGCAAGGGAGACGUUGGCAAAGAGAUGUACAUCGUGAAGAGGGGCCGGCUACAGGUGGUGGCUGACGACGGGAAGACAGUUCUGGCAACUCUGAGCGCUGGUCAAGUGUUCGGGGAAGUCAGCGUGUUGGAAAUCGCCGGCAACCGGACUGGAAACCGCAGGACUGCUAACGUGCGCUCUAUGGGAUACUCGGACCUGUUCUGUUUGGCGAAGAGGGACCUUUGGGAGGCCCUGGCUGACUACCCCGACGCCCGCGCCACUCUCACUGCGCGCGGAUGCCAACUACUACGCAAGGAUGGGCUACUAGACGAGCAGGUGUUCGAGUCAGCGCAGCAGACGCAGCAGAGCAUGGAGCAGCACGUGCAGCAGCUGGAGGCGGCCGUGGACGUGAUGCGCACGCGCAUCCACGGCUUGUUGGCUGACGUGGGUGAUGAGCACUCGCGCUUGCGGGAGCGCAUCAGCAACAUCGAGGCCAGGGUGAUGCGCGAGGAGGUGAACACGGAAUCGGAAUCGGACUCGAUGUCUCUCGGCGGACUGGACUUGAAGAGCGAGAUCACGGCGCGGGUGUUCAGCGGAGUCGCCAGGGACCCCCCCGUCUCUCCAAACAGCUCCAACUCUCUCUUCAGCUUCCGACUGCCCGUCAGGGACCGAGGCCACUCCCUCAGCGUGGAGAGGACAUCAGAACUUCUACGCGUCACCGCUGAACCCAGGAGCAAGUCGCUACGACUCAAGAGGAAGGCCAAAGAUGGGAACCCGAAGUGAAAUGUCAAUUGAGGUGAAUUGGUUAUGUUGUGAGGUUGGAUGAAGAAGGUAAAACUGACGAUAAUGUCAGACGGGUGGGUUUUGCAUUUCGCAACCAUGUUUGAGGUGCAUUUUAUCUAUCUCGUAGGUAUAUUGUACUCGUAUGUAUUCACUGUAUUUGAACGAUGUGAAGAUUAUUUAUUUCUCCAUCUACUUUUGGGAGAAGACGAGGACGUAAUCUCGAAAUGAAAACUAACAAUAUUACCUUGUUUGAUCUAAUCAUUAUAGUCCUAGGUCCAUGGUCCUUUUGGUGUGAAACCUUCGUAGUGAAUUUUGCAUCUUUUUAAUGCGGGAUUUUCCGAAUUACUUAACAUAACUUGAUCAAAGAAGCAAACUUCUUCUAGUUUUUAUAACUGUUAAAACUUAUUAUAACUUAAUCAUAGUUUAAAGUAGGAAAGGAAUGGUGCCAAUGAACUUGAGCGUAUUUUUUAUUAAUCUAGUAGGUAGUUACGCACUAGGCACUACUUACUUUAUUUUAUAUUGUAAAAUCUAUUUUAUUUGUUAUUAAUGGAUAAGGAAAGGUAUAGUAGGAGCUUUAAGACUUUCUAAAUGAAGGUAUUUUGGAUGAAUAUUCUGUAAUUUUGGAUAUUAACGUGUUUAUAUACUAAAAUGUGUAUUUGUAUUUAUCUUUAUCUUUAUAAACCAACUGGUAUUUUAUAAUCAAAACUCAAUUAUUAUACUAGAGGUAGAAUUUUGAUAACUGAUAUAAACUCAUGAGAAUUCUAUAUGUCUGUUGAAAACUGUCUGUACUUUUUUUAUAUGGAAGUAUUUAUCAUUCUUAUAAAUAAUAUACGUUAUUUAUAAUAUACUUAAUUCACGCAAAUGCUAUUUACUCCCGUCAUUACAUAAGUACCACAACUAUUCAUAACUAAAUUAUCGUUUAAGAUGAAUCUACUUCCUCACAAAUAUAUUUUUAGAAGAUGUGCAAUUGUUUUGUGUAAGAUAUUUUAUAUAAUAUAUAUAUAACUAAGUUUAUAGUAUAUAUUUUUCAAAAAUGUUAUAUUUAACACCUAGUUGACAUGCACAAUACUAAAAUAACUGUCGCUUCCUUAAUUCUGGAAAAUAUUUAUAGGUACCUAACUGGGUAUGAUUUCUUUUUAUUACUAAUAUUUUUAUUUAUAUGUUACUUUUCGUACAGUAUUUAUACUACUACUGAAACCGUAGAAUAGUUAGUAGUCAAAUAUUUUUAUACCUUGUUAAUAGGAAAUGGACAGAUGGAAAGGAGCGAGGAAGAAAGAGGAAAGAAGUUGAGGUUGGCAAACCAAGAUAUUUUAUGUGUAGUUCAUAAGCUAAAUAUAAAAAAUACUUUUGUAAUAUUCUGGUAAGAAAUAUUAUCUCCGAAGGAUCUAGAUACAUUUUACGAGGGAUGCAUUUAUAAAUCCAUAUCUUUAGAGCAUAAGUGUUUCAAAAUUAAUAACAUUACUCCUAAUACCAUUUGUAAUACAUAGUAUGUUCCAAUUUACUUAAAUUUUAUUAAUCUUCGUCAUAUUUACUACUCAUAACUUGAUGCAUAGCAGCCGGGUUAAAAAAAGAAUUUAAUAUCAAUGUUUAUAAAUUUUACGUUUACUUAGAUACCUAGAUAAUGGGUAAUUAAUGUUGUAGUUGUUGGUAGCAAAAUAUUGGAUAAAUGUGUUAUUGUUGUAAGAAUUUAUAUUACGUAACUUAGGUACUUAGGUACCAUCACUUAGAUUUAUAUGCAUGUUUCUAUUAGCUGCAAACACUCUACAUACCUACUCAAUAAUAAUAUAUCUAUUAAAUCAGACUCUCCAAAACUAUUUCAAAUAUCGUAUAUUAUUACUAAUCAUUAAUACAUAUACGUGUAUCUGAUAAUCAUUAUAUUCAAUUUUAUAAAUAUUUUAUAAAAGGUUUUUCAUAUAGACCGAUAUAAACAUCUUUCAAGAGUUUUAAAUUCUUAUUUAUGUAAAUUUUCAAGCCAAAACGAAAUUACAAUAUAUAAUAAAUCUGUGUACAUGAAAUACACUAAACACAUGUUGAAUCUUAAAAUGUAAUAAUAUCGUUAUUUAUUUCAAUAUAAUAACAAUACCGUUGGAGGUACACAAAUUCACUUCGACUCACGUAAUGUAUCACUGAAGUAUCACUAAUCACUUAACACAACAACGAAAACACGUCAAAGCUGAAUAUAAUUUUAAUAUUAUUUAUAAGUUUUUAAUUAUAUAAAUUACUUAGAUACACAGUACAUCACAUAAAGCCAAAAACACUGUAACUUUUUUAUAUAUAUAUACGAUUGUAUUCUAAUUUGAAUAAUACCUAACAUCUAUGGAUAAAUAAAUAAUAUAUGUAUGACAAAGUACCUAACCACUGUACCUAUUUUAACGUGUUUUCCAGUAUCAAACGUCUUAGAUAAAUGGAAUACAGAUAUACCUAUUUACAAAAUAUGAUUUCAUUCAUAUAUAACCCUGUACUAUU